This is a messenger RNA of Helobdella robusta, 894 nucleotides long. RefSeq lists its product as hypothetical. Bases 1 to 894 code for a protein of 297 amino acids. The transcript is spliced from 4 exons. Lineage: Eukaryota; Metazoa; Annelida; Clitellata; Rhynchobdellida; Glossiphoniidae. The record is from RefSeq and is a predicted model, not a curated record.
AUGACGUCACCACAUGUCAGAGUCAUCAGGGAUGGAGGCCAUGCUGACGUCACAUGCUCAUCAUCAUCUUCAUCAUCUUCAUCAUCUCCACCAUUAUCAUCAUCAUUGUCGUCGCCGGAACCUACCUGGCAUCUUGUAUGCUGGAAUGGGACGUGGGAGGAAAUUUCUGGAAGGAUUGUCGGAGAGGGUUGCAUUGAUGAACAGAAUUUGGCGAACAAAAUCGGCGAAUCAAAAUUCAAAUGGAAAUCUUCAUACGGUAGUUGGUUCUUAUUAACAGUUUUUGUAGCCCUGGGUGGAGUGUUGAGUUUCGGACUGAUGGCGAUUUUCUUGUCACACAAGAGGAGAAACUGUUACAAACUCUUCCCGCCAAUCCAAGCAGUGACCUCAGUCGCCACAUCGGCGACAUCCACGCUGCCAACCACCACAGUGAGCCAAACGACUGCAACCAAGGUCACAACAUGCCUCUCUAGACCAAACAGCAACAACAACACCAUCAACAACAAAAAAACUUUGCAACCACAAGAAUUAAGAAAUAAUACUAAAAACAGAGCAACUCUCAACCAAUCGCGAAUCAGUAGUAUGGGUCUCGAGUUCAACGACCUAUUUUUUGAGCCAAUCAACUGCGACGACAACGAGUCGUGUUGCCAAUGUUGCCAGAACAAUUUCAACAGCGAAAAUGUUGACACAUUCGUCAACUUCAACCACGACAACCUCGACAACUCAAUCAAAAACAACGUUUUCUGCCAGGAGUGUAACAGCUGCCUUUCAGCGGUCGAGCUUUUUACAGCACCUCCUCUUUGUUGCUCAACAGAUGUCAGCAACACUGAUUUCAAAAACAAUAAAUUCCUCUUCAUGAACAAACACGACAGCUUAUCGAAGCAGAACAAACACUAG